AGAAAUCCUCUACCGGAGCAGGAAGCUGCUGCUGGGACUGCCAACAGAAGACAGAGGAGGUGCGAAACAACGUCGACAUCAGUAGGCAGCCAGCGGGUAUCCACCAUAAUGUAGACAAAAUAAGGACAGGAUCAGUCGUGCGCCACAUCAAUCCGUCUGCACGAGCAGACGUCCAGGGUGCAGUGGUGACAACAAAAGCAGACCGAGGCGUAUAUUUUAGCGUGGUGAAAAUGAAGGAGCUAAAGGGCUGCGGUAUGCGCUCCUCAGUGGGCUUUCUGUCCCGCAGAGAACUGACUGGGCAGCCGCUGUUGAAGGAAGAAUUCCAGAGACGCAGACUGGCAGGCUGCACCAGUCUCUACAAGAAAGAUAUGCUCGGACAUUUCGGCUGUGUUAACGCCAUUGAGUUCUCCAACAACGGUGGAGAGUGGCUAGUGUCAGGAGGAGAUGACCGCCGGGUGCUUCUUUGGCACAUGGAGAAAGCCAUCCAUGGCCGGGCCAAACCUGUCAAACUGAAGGGCGAGCACCUGUCCAAUAUCUUCUGCCUCGCCUUUGACAGUACAAACAAAAAGGUCUUCUCUGGUGGAAAUGAUGAACAAGUGAUUCUUCAUGAUGUGGAGAGAAGGGAAACUCUGAACGUGUUCCUGCAUAUUGAUGCAGUGUACAGCCUGUCUGUCAGCCCCGUCAACGACAACGUGUUUGCCAGCUCGUCUGACGACGGUCGUGUUCUUAUCUGGGAUACUCGUGAACCACCACAUGGAGAGCCAUUCUGCCUGGCCAGCUACCCCUCAGCCUUCCACAGUGUGAUGUUUAACCCUGUGGAGCCCCGGCUGCUCGCCACAGCUAACUCCAAGGAGGGCGUUGGAUUGUGGGAUAUCCGCAAGCCGCGCAGCUCACUGCUUCGUUAUGGAGGCAGCAUGUCACUGCAGAGCGCCAUGAGUGUCCGCUUCAACAGCACCGGCACACAGCUGCUGGCUCUGCGGCGACGCUUGCCGCCUGUUUUGUACGAGCUGCACUCCCGGCUGCCCAGCUUCCAGUUUGACAACCAGGGCUACUUCAACUCUUGCACCAUGAAAAGCUGCUGUUUUGCUGGGGACAAAGAUCAGUACAUCUUGUCUGGAUCGGAUGACUUUAAUCUUUACAUGUGGAAAAUUCCAAAGGACCCAGAGGCAGGAGGCCCUGGUCGUGUGGUAAACGGGGCUUUCAUGGUUCUGAAGGGUCACCGCUCCAUUGUGAAUCAGGUCCGCUUCAACCCUUACACCUACAUGAUCUGCUCCUCCGGAGUGGAGAAAGUCAUCAAGGUGUGGAGUCCGUACCAGCAGCCAGACAGUCUGGGUGACCUGGAAGGCCGUGUGGAGGACAGGUCACGCAGCCUCUACACCCACGAGGAGUACAUCAGUCUGGUUCUCAACAGCGGCAGUGGUCUGUCCCAUGACUACGUCAGCCAGUCCAUACAGGAGGAUCCGCGCAUGAUGGCUUUCUUUGACUCCUUAGUGCGCCGGGAGAUUGAGGGCUGGAGCUCAGACUCCGAUAGUGACUUGAGUGAGGAGGCCAUCAUGCAACUCCACGCCCGUGGACGUCGCUCCACGCGGGCCACAGCAGCAACUCCUGCCCCUGCCUCUACUGUGGAUCACCACAGUGACUCUGAUAACUCCUCCUCUUCCUCUUUGGCUGGACCGGACGCCUCGGGAGGGGAAGAGCAAGCUGGAGAAGAUGGGGAGGAGCGUCCCAGAAGAAGAAGUAGACAUCAAAGUCACCAAUCUGGUUUCCUGGUGAACGAGGACUCGGACUCUAGUGAAUUUUGGCUCGACCCAAUGCCCCGUCCUCGAUCCCCAAGCCCCAGAGAGAACUCUACACUUUCCAGCCCCACCUCUUCUCCUUCUCUUCCCGCUGGAGCUUCCAGCUCCUCCACGUCCACUUCCAGUUCCAGCAGUGACGACGAGGAGCGGCGCAGCGCAGUGAGGCGGCGCAAUGUCAUGCGGCGGAGACGAAUGCAUGUGGUCUCUAGAGCGGGGGAUCGACCAGAGUCUGUACAGGCUCUGUUCUCAGCCAUCGAUUCCUGCAGCUACCCAUCGAUUUCAGUCGAUGACCUGUCUUCUUCCUCGUCAGGUGAAGGACAAGACUCCCUCAAAAUCAAACCCCGAACUAGUGGAGCCAGUGAAGAGGAGAAGUGUCUGAGCCCUUCUGACUUUGUGUGUCCAAGUCCAGUAAUGUCCCCUGAGAGCCAAGAGAAUGAGGAAGGGAGUGAUAGGACUGAGCUGGAAAGGCAUCCAGGGGGAUCUCCUCUGUCACUGGACACUUGCAGGACUGAGGAGAGGGAGCUAACUUUAGACAGCUCUGAUAGCAGAGAAGCCUGUAGCAGCAACUCCCAGAACCAACGUAGCUCUGGAGUCAACGGGCAGCACCAACCGGUUACACUAGUGGGAGGCUGCGCAAGCGAGAACCUACACAUGUCCUCAGAGUCAGAGGAAGAGACUGGAGUUAAACCUGAAGACAGCAGGCCUCAGAGAGAAAAAGGCCCAGCACACAGCACUCUGAAACGGACUCAUGUGGGAUCAGACAAGACAGAGUCAAGCUCCUCCCCCUCAGAAAAGAAGUUAAAGACAUAAUGAAACAUCCUUAUCACCCUGAAAACAAAUUAUGAAGACCUCAUCCAGAAAAUGGGUUUUCUAUGGGUUUUUACAGCUCUGUUAUUUUUUCAUUUUUACCCUGUAGUCUUGACAUUGACUCAUGCUGCUUAUUAGCUGAAAAAAUUAAGCAACUAAAAAAGUAAAGUGUGGUUGAUUUUAUUUUAUUUUUCUGUUCGAGAACAAAUGGAGUGGACGGUGUCAUCAUUCUUUAGGUCGAACCACAGAUGACAGUAAAAGAUAAAUAAGCUAAAUAUUGUUGAAUAAGAAGUGUUUAAUUUCAUGUGGCAUCAAUGUUUUUUUUAUGCUCUAGUUUUUCUAGAAAGCGCUACCUGAAAAUAACAAAAAGAAGAAUUUUAGUUGGUAAAAAGCUGUGUAACAUUUCAGUUUCCACAUGUCACUAACUGGUUGGGCCUAUUAUCAUUUUUUAGCAAUUCUCAGCUGAGACUGCUUCAGGGUGCCUGAAAAUUGACUGCCUCUAUAGAAAGCCUAAGAAGCACAAUUUUAUAUGGACUGUGCAUUGAAAUACUACGUUCAGUAUCUCUACUAACAGAUUGUUGUCAUUAUCCACACCCUUGGUACCAUUACAAGCUGAUUCGCUUUUGUUUCCUUCAAUUAAAGAAGUUUCUUCUCCAGAA
Messenger RNA from Melanotaenia boesemani (Boeseman's rainbowfish), 3262 nucleotides. It is a transcript of the gene dcaf5, whose product is annotated as ddb1 and cul4 associated factor 5. Gene Ontology annotation, biological process: negative regulation of fatty acid biosynthetic process. The record is from RefSeq and is a predicted model, not a curated record. The transcript has 9 exons. The coding region runs from base 231 to 2606 and encodes 791 amino acids. Gene Ontology annotation, molecular function: protein binding. Gene Ontology annotation, cellular component: cytoplasm; Cul4-RING E3 ubiquitin ligase complex. Lineage: Eukaryota; Metazoa; Chordata; Actinopteri; Atheriniformes; Melanotaeniidae.